AUGGUGAAUCUUAAAAAAUCUUAUGGAGCAAUACCCUUAUUGGAACGAGAAUGGUGGAAGAGUGAUAUAAUGGAGGUUUAUAAAGAAUUUCAAAAAUCAGGUGGAGACCCUAAUUCUUCUGAUGCAUAUACUAUUAAUGGUCAACCUGGUGAUCUUCAACCCUGCUCAGAUGCAUUUAAGCUAAUGGUGGACCAUGGCAAGACCUACCUUCUUCGCCUAAUCAAUGCCGCCCUUCAAGAAAUUCUCUUCUUCGCUAUCCGAAACCAUAACCUCACCGUUGUUGGCAUCGAUGGUGCCUACACCAAGCCGCACACAUUCGAUGUAAUCGCGAUUUCACCGGGACAAACCAUUAAUGUUUUAUUAGAAGCCAACCAAGCUUUAGACCACUAUUACAUGGCUGCAAAAGUAUACACAAGUGUUGAUAGGGAAGAGUUUGAAACCAUAAACACUACUGCAAUCAUUCAAUACAACGGAACCUACACACCAUCUUCAAGUACUUCCUUACCUUAUCUUCCUAGCUAUAACGACACCAACGCACUGGUCAAUUUCACGAAAAACCUAAGGAGUUUAGCCGAUAAUAAUCACCCGAUUUCGGUCCCAUUAAACAUAACUAAACGAAUGCUUUUCACACUCUCUAUGAACAGAGUUCCUUGCGAAAAUGACUCAUGCACGGGGCCUGAUCGAGGGAGACUUGCAGCUAGUGUUAACAACAUUAGCUUUGUUUUUCCUGAGACGAACAUAUUAGAAGCUUAUUACAACAACAUUAGUGGUGUAUAUGGUGAUAACUUUCCUAGUUAUCCACCUACGAUAUUCAAUUUUACGGGGGAUGACAUUCCGGAGGCAUAUAAAAUACCAUGGAAUACAACUGAAGUGAAAGUUUUGGAGUAUAAUUCAGAAGUGGAGCUCGUUUUUCAAGGGACAAACUUGGUUGGGGGUGGUGAUCACCCAAUGCACUUACAUGGUUAUAGCUUUUAUGUGGUUGGACGGGGACCUGGGAAUUUUGACAAUGAAACAGACCCUUCAUGUUUUAAUCUUGUUGAUCCUCCACUGCAAAACACAAUAGCGGUCCCUAAGAAUAGCUGGGUUGCCAUAAGAUUCAAGGCAGAUAAUCCUGGAGUGUGGUUCAUGCACUGCCAUCUAGAGCGUCACUUGUCAUGGGGCAUGGAUAUGGCAUUCAUUGUGAAAGAUGGCGAAGGCUCUGAUCAAAAAAUGCUUCCACCACCAUCUGAUAUGCCACCAUGUUAAACUAAGUUUAGGGUUCAAUUCCUCAAGGGAAAUUGUGGUGUGGUGUUCUUUAAUUCUAGAAUUGUUGUCUGGAUUCAAAGGGUUGGGAGUUAGAUUGUUCGCGGUUGUACUCUUAGCCCCUGCA
Molecule: messenger RNA, 1369 nt
Organism: Tripterygium wilfordii
Lineage: Eukaryota; Viridiplantae; Streptophyta; Magnoliopsida; Celastrales; Celastraceae
Product: laccase-15-like
Exons: 4
Coding region: 1-1245 (414 amino acids)
Biological process (GO): lignin catabolic process
Cellular component (GO): apoplast
Molecular function (GO): copper ion binding; hydroquinone:oxygen oxidoreductase activity
Source: RefSeq, a predicted model, not a curated record